ACAAAUUGGAAUGUUGAGGAUCAAGAUGUUGAUGUCGGUGUAGUGUGCAUGAUUUUUUUCUCGCCGGACACCGUCCUUGAGAAUCGAUCCCGACACAGUGACGAAAAUCUGUCUAAUCCUAAAUGAAGAAAAGUACAAUUUUCCUGGUGCUCGUCGUUGACCUUUGUAGCGCAGGAAUGAGGAUGUCGGCAACAACAGAUGAACUUUCACACCAUUAUGCGCAAAACGUGAUGCUCACCUUAGCCGGCCCCGGCGCCGCCCGCACUGAUAAUUAUACCCAGGAGCAAAGCGAUAGCGACUAAAAAAUGGACGAUCCAGCAGUUGCAGCAACCACCACAACCUCCGUCUCCAACAAGCCAAAUUUCUCCGGGCGCACUUUGGGUUCCUGCGUCCUCCCGGGAUCCUCCUCCCCAGCGAGAAGCAUGUCAUCACAGCCGUCCAGCCCGAAAAUCUCCCCCGGGCGGCAACACCAACAGCGAACAAAAAGAAUCGGCGUUUUAGGAGGCAGUUUCGACCCAAUCACGGAAGCACACUUGACCACCGCGGCGGGAGUGGUGCAGGCGGGUUGUGUAGACGAGGUGUGGCUGCUGCCGUGCGGCGCCCGGCCGGACAAGCCGUCGUUGAAAACACCGGUGAAGGAUAGGGUUCUGAUGUGUCAUCUGGCGGUCAACACCCGGUUCGAUGGCGCCUUCCCGAUCCGGGUCUGCGAACUCGAAGCGGACGCGCAGACCUACAUUCCGACCUUCGAGGUCUGGAAGGAACUGACCAAGCAGGCGAACAUCAAUAACGACCACAAGACCGAAGUCUACAUCAUCAUCGGGUCCGACUUGAUUCCGACCUUGCCAAAGUGGAAAUUUGCGGAGGAGGUCUUCGAGCAGGUGCCCUUUCUCGUGUACGCGCGCGACGGGUAUGAAAUACCUGGUAGCAAGCCUAGCACUACUAGUCCGAAACAACAACAAGGACAAGGUAGUACUAUUAAUGGGAAUAAAAACGCAGCGACAUCAUCUCCAAACAAUAUCCGGUGGCCCAGGCGCGCAGAGGUGAUCAAGCCACCUACGGGGAUGCAUUUGUGCACGAGCAACGGGUCCUCAUCGGAGGUGAGAAACCGAAUUCGGCAAUUUGAUGCAGCGACAGGUGGUGGGGCUUUGCUACGAGAUAGAAACUUGCAUUGCGUGGCAGGCUUAGUGCCACAGGCUGUGCUGAAUCACAUUAUGCGGGAAAAUCUGUACCGUACAUAG
Messenger RNA from Amoebophrya sp. A120, 1238 nucleotides. NCBI's taxonomy places the organism in Eukaryota, Dinophyceae, Syndiniales, Amoebophryaceae. The record is from the annotation of a GenBank genome assembly.